UUGCCCAAACCAGUUCCAUUCUGUGAAUGGUUAAUUUGAACCAUAGCGUUCCAAAGAGCUCUGAUGCAAAUUAUGGAAAAGCAGGAACAACAUUUCUAAGUGAAAACAAACCCGGAGAAAUGUUAAUUUCAAAUCCAGACUUAAUAAAUAGCUGUAGGGUGUGCCGUAGCCCCAAUCAGGAUGGAGACUAUGAGUGUUUGUAUGAAAUAGCAAAUGAAUUAACCAUGAUUCCGCCACCACUGACGGAAAGUGGUAGACUAUAUGAGAAUCUCUUCACAGAGCUGUUGCCAGAAUCAUAUAAUUACUAUCCUCGAUAUCUGUGUAAUAGCUGUGGCCUACAAAUGAAACUAUUUCGAAAGUUGCGGGAAAAGGCCCUCAGUACAUUACAGUAUUUGAGUACACUAUACGAUGAAGGUCUAUUGGCAUUGGGCGAUGAAGAAAAGUUUUCUAUACCACAAGAGGAAGAAAAACAAGAAAGAGCCUUUCUGGAAAAUCAACAUUUGGAAAUGGUGAAUAAUACACAUGGAACAACAGAAAUGGAUAACACUCCCCACUACAUGGUGCCACAGGCAACAGAUAUGUCUAUGGCUGGAGUUUUGAUCCUGCCCAUGACAGCGAGUGAAGAAAACCACUCAAAUGAUAUGGAGAAUAUUUUGGAAACCAAUCAAAUAAAUGUACCCGAACCCGAACAAGACCAAAUUACCAUCGAUCAGGAAGACAUAGAAAACUGUGUUGCCUUAGAUAAAUCUGAUUAUGUUAUGGAAAUAUACAAAGUAAUUGAUGAUAAUACACAACAAAGUGAAGAUUUGAACGAAGAGGAGGACGAGGGAACAAUGGAUAAUGAUACCAUAGGAACGGCGAGUGAAAACUUUGAUGCAGAAACAGUAGAUUCUCUGGACAAUUUUACCAUUGAAGAAAUCAAUUCACAAUUGUCCUGUAGCGAUGAACAAUAUGUUGAUAUUGAAUCCUUUGUGACAAGUGAAAGAAGUGUGGAGUCAUGUCAAACGCAAGUGAAAAGAAAAUCAAUAGCAAGCCGCAGAACCUUGUCGAUUAGUAAUCAACAUCUCAAGGUGUACAAUUGUACAGAGUGUUCGGAAAUAUUUACCGAACACGAGGAUUACAAAUAUCAUAGCACCUACAUUCAUGCCCAGACUUAUGCCUGCAAAUUGUGUGAUACAGUAUUGAAAUCGGCCAGAAGCUUGGCAUCCCACAUGAAAAAGCACACGGAUACGCCAGCCUAUCAAUGCGAAAUAUGUCAACGUACCUUUAAUCAAAAAGUCCACUAUCAGUAUCAUAUGAAUCGUCACAAUAAUAUACGUAAUUUUAAAUGUGAUCAAUGUGACAAAUCGUUUCUGGCCAAAGCCGAUUUAAAAGUUCACCAAAGGCAGCACACAGGUGAUCGACCGCAUGUAUGCGAAAUUUGUGGCAAUAGUUAUAUGAUGGCCGAACAUCUACGUACCCACAUCCUCAAGCAUAUGAAUGUCCAAUUUAGCUGUGAAUUGUGUCCGCAAAAAUUUGCCAACCCCAAAACGCUGAGGCAGCAUGUUACAACAAUACAUGUGUCCGAGCCACGAUUUAAGUGUGAAUUUUGCUCCAAACCUUUUCGCAGAAAACAUCAUUUGCAGUAUCAUAUGAAGCUGCAUCCCCAGAACAUUUUAAAAGAUCCCAACUAUAUGGCCGACCAUGGCAGCCGAGUAAAUGACAAUCUGAUUCUCAGUGAACAGGAUGUUGAUAAUCCUGAUGAAUGUGGCAACAACAAUGAGCAGAGUGAUGAUGAAAAUGAUAUUAUCCAAGAUUCCGGUUUUGUGGCCUUAAAUGAUGAAGCAAUGUUAAUGUAAAAUAAUCAUUCAGAUAGACGAUUUUAUUUAUUUAAAAUAGGAUCUAGUUUCUGGAAUAAUUUUUCGAAUAAUUUUCAUAAACGUCUUUCGCAGCACAUCACAUCGCAUUCACAUUGAGAAAAGUAUUGUAUGGGUUAUGUGAUGGAAACCGAUUCGAAGCAAUAUGUAAUAUCGAAAUUGUGUAUAUUUGAGCAUGAAUGAUAAAUAUAAACUAUUUUGGCAGACUGCUCCAAAUACAUUUUCAAAACAAUGUUUCACCGAAAAAGAAAAUAUUUACAAAUCCAGUUUCCAUCACAUAUCUGUAUUUAUUAGUUUACGGCAAUAAAUUUGUAUUAUGUACAUCAUCUCCAUAUC
Musca domestica (house fly) is the source of this 2192-nucleotide messenger RNA. RefSeq names its product zinc finger protein 184. The coding region runs from base 27 to 1838 and encodes 603 amino acids. The transcript is spliced from 5 exons. The record is from RefSeq and is a predicted model, not a curated record. Lineage: Eukaryota; Metazoa; Arthropoda; Insecta; Diptera; Muscidae.